Molecule: messenger RNA, 456 nt
Organism: Rotaria socialis
Lineage: Eukaryota; Metazoa; Rotifera; Eurotatoria; Philodinida; Philodinidae
Source: the annotation of a GenBank genome assembly
AUGUCAUUAAAUGACUUGAUUUUCAAAGCUGGUUUAGUUUCAUUUCAUUCGCACAACAAUGACACUGCGGAUGCAUUAAAAACAUUUGACGAAAUGAUUCGAGAAUUGUUGUCCACAAAUGAUUAUGUUCAUGAUGAAAAAUUGAAACGGAUGUUAAUAAUGUGUUGUAUCAAACGCAUCAAUAUUAAUUUCAAAGAAAAAAACUAUCAUAAGGUCGUAACAGAUAUGAAUACAUUAACAUUGGUCGAAUAUGAUAUUUAUGCAAAUCCAGAUAUUUUUACAAUACCCAGUGAAUCAAUUGCUGGCCUAUGUGAUGAUAAAAUUAAUGCCAAAUUGGAAAAAUGUAAAAUACAUUCUAUUCAAAUAGAAGCCUAUAAAAAGCAUUUCGGCGAACAUUUUGAUGCACAAUCAAUACUUGCAAAAGAAGUGUCAAAGCCAGCAAAAAAAAAUAAUUAA